Molecule: messenger RNA, 1326 nt
Organism: Aspergillus fischeri NRRL 181
Lineage: Eukaryota; Fungi; Ascomycota; Eurotiomycetes; Eurotiales; Aspergillaceae
Product: acyl-CoA dehydrogenase family protein
Exons: 4
Coding region: 1-1326 (441 amino acids)
Molecular function (GO): oxidoreductase activity, acting on the CH-CH group of donors; flavin adenine dinucleotide binding
Source: RefSeq, a predicted model, not a curated record
AUGGCUGACGUCUCUCCCAACCCCAUUCCCUUCUCAGAGCCCCCGUAUUUGCGGGGUCUCCCAUCGCCAUACUACACCGCCAGUCAUCGCCGAUUCCAGAAAGCUUGCCGCGCAUUCGUAUGGGAGCACCUCCUCAGCCAUGCAAUGGACUGGGAGAAGGCCGGUACAGUCCCCGAACAUGUCUUCAAUGAUUUCUGCAAGCAUAACAUGUUGCUGCCGAAUCUGCCCGCCCCGUUGCCCGUGGAUUGGCUGAAGAAGCUGGGAAUUCAUGAUAUUCUCGGGGUGAAAGUUGAGGAGUGGGAUUAUCUACAUACCGGAAUCUACUGCGAUGAGUUGGCCCGGUCGGGUUUGGCUGGACCAGGGGCCUCGUUGAGUGCUGGUUUCGCUUUUGGCAUUCCGCCGAUCAUCAAGUACGGUAGCAAGGAGCUACAAGAACGUUUUCUUCCUGAUCUCCUCACAGGAAGGAAACGUGGCUGCAUUGCCAUCACGGAGCCAGAAGCGGGGAGCGAUGUGGCCAAUAUCACCACCACUGCCACGAAGACUCCAGAUGGAAAGUACUACAUCAUCAACGGGACAAAGAAAUGGAUUACCAACGGAAUUUGGUCUGAUUAUACUACCAUGGCCGUCCGCACUGGCGGCCCCGGGGCAGCCGGUCUCUCGGUCAUUCUCGUGCCUCUCAAAGGCCACCCCGGUGUCACCAUGCGUCGACUCAAGGUGUCUGGCCAGAUCACCGGUGGAACGACGUACAUCGAGCUCGACGAUGUCAAAGUUCCCGUGGGCAACCUGAUCGGCCGCGAAGGCGAUGGCAUGCGCAUCAUCAUGACCAACUUCAACCAUGAACGCCUGACCAUCGCGGUCGGCGUCACCCGCCAGGCCCGUGUCGCUCUAGCUGCCGCCUUUCAGUACACGAUGAAGCGCGAGGCGUUCGGCAAGACACUGAUGGAUCAACCUGUGGUGAGGCACCGACUAGCCAAGGCGGGCGCGGAGCUCGAGACCAUGUGGGCGUGGGUGGAGCAGAUCUUGUACCAGUUGUGUCAUCUCAGCAAGGAGGAGGCCGAUCAGCAGCUGGGAGGGAUCACGGCGCUGGCCAAGGCCAAGGCGGCUAUGGUGCUGAAUGAAUGUGCGCAGUGUGCGGUCUUGUUGUUUGGUGGGGCUGGAUAUACCGCUAGUGGGCAGGGAGAGUUGGUCGAGGCGAUUCUGCGAGAUGUCCCUGGAGCUCGUAUACCAGGUGGAUCAGAGGAUGUCCUCCUGGAUCUGGCCGUGCGGCAACUGGUCAAGAUCUAUCAAUUGGGGGAGAAGAAACUCGCCCAAAAGGCAAAGAUGUGA